GACCACACCGACGAGGUGAUGCGACGCUGCGAGGAGAUCAGCACGAAGCUUUAUGGACAGCUGGGUGCCAGCAAGCUGGACCCCACUGGGGGCCCCGUGCGCGUGGCCGAGACGUACCAGCAGGUGGACCAGGCCCAGCUGAUCGAGGCGUGCGGCGACACCGCGCGGUACCUGAAGCCCUACCAGCUGGUGGGCAUCAACUUCCUCAUGCUCCUCUACCGCCAGCGCAUCGGCGGCGCCAUCCUGGCGGACGAGAUGGGGCUGGGCAAGACGGCACAGGUCAUCUCCUACCUGGGCGCCAUCCGCAGCCUGGACGGCGACGCCGGGCCGCACCUGGUCAUCGUCACCGCGUCGCUGCUGGAGAACUGGCAGCGCGAGUUUGCACGCUGGUGCCCGGGUAUGCGCGUGGUACCCUACUACGGCAAGCACCGCAAGAUCGUGCGGGCCCGCCUGAAUACACUCAGGGAGCGGAUGGCUCGUGGCGAGGAGGUGGACGACGACCUCUCCGACCUCACCGACCCCAUUGCCCUGGAGGAAACCGCGCGCAGCGAGAAGGCUGCGGCCGACGAAGCAGCACCCUUUGAUGUCAUGCUCACGUGCUACACCCUCUUUGAGCGGGACGGGCCUGCCCAGCGCCAUGAUCGCCCUUUCCUGGAGAGCUGGCAGUGGAGCCACCUGAUCAUGGACGAGGCCCAUGCCCUGAAGAACGCGGAGACCGUGCGCUCCCGUCGCCUCAGCAGGCAAGGCCUUGGCCCGGGGGUGGUGGCACUGGGUGGGGACCAGAUCGUACUGGAACCAACAUGGAAGGCCCUUCCCUUCCCCAGCUGA
Molecule: messenger RNA, 828 nt
Organism: Auxenochlorella protothecoides
Lineage: Eukaryota; Viridiplantae; Chlorophyta; Trebouxiophyceae; Chlorellales; Chlorellaceae
Product: ATP-dependent helicase fft2
Exons: 5
Cellular component (GO): nucleus
Molecular function (GO): chromatin binding; DNA binding; ATP binding
Source: RefSeq, a predicted model, not a curated record